Trichomonas vaginalis G3 is the source of this 3435-nucleotide messenger RNA. RefSeq names its product 3',5'-cyclic-nucleotide phosphodiesterase protein. NCBI's taxonomy places the organism in Eukaryota, Parabasalia, Trichomonadida, Trichomonadidae. The transcript has a single exon. The record is from RefSeq and is a predicted model, not a curated record. Gene Ontology annotation, molecular function: protein binding; 3',5'-cyclic-nucleotide phosphodiesterase activity. The coding region runs from base 1 to 3435 and encodes 1144 amino acids. Gene Ontology annotation, biological process: signal transduction.
AUGUCGAACUUUCCUGGUGAUUCGCCUCGAAAGAGCGCGCUAAGCCCGAUGUUCGGCUCACGUUCAAACAUAUUUGCCUCCAAUGCAGGUGCUGGACCAGCCUUCGGCGGCUUUGGAGGCGGUGGCGGCGGUGGAGAUGAUGAUAACAUCUUCGAUCGCAUUAGAAAAAUGGAAAUGGAGCAAAAACAAGAUGAUUUUAGUAUCGAGCAAGAUACAAGUACUCGUGGUUUACUCCCUUUAUCAUCAUCUAAAUUUAUGUUCUCUGGAUCACAAGGAUCAAGGAUGGGAAUCAGUCAAGCUCCUCCUACACCACAAGAAAUCAUUACUAGAUUGAAUGAUGAUCCUUAUUUGGUUCGAGGACUUGUUUCCGGAGAAAAUUUUUCAUUAGAUGAUGUUUAUCGAUAUUUUACUUCAUUACCAGGCGAAUUAUUUAAUGCAGCAUUGACAGAACUUACAGAGCAAAUGCGUAAACUAUCAAUUAUCGAUUCUAUUUCUUCAAAUAUGGGACAGUUACAAGAUGUCGAAAUAUCAAUACCAGCUCUCGAAAAUACGCUCACUUCAGCAUUUGUAGGCAAACAGAUUAUUAUUUGGUACAAUGUUCCUAUGGCUAAAGCGCUUUUCUCUCCAACUCAUAAAUGGAGAGUCGAGCCAGGCAAAGGUAUUGUCGGUCGUGCAGCUGAAAGACAGAAACGUCGUAUUCUUUCAAAUCCAAAGGAAUCUGAAUGGUACAACGCUGAAUCUGAUUCCAAAUUCUUCGAAAGCGUCACAUGCGUUGUCUGUUCACCCAUUGCUGAUCCUCUUACUCAUCAACUGAUUGCAGUUGUCACAGUUACAGCCAAAAGUGCUUGGACAGCAUUUGAUACUUUAUUAAUGGACCACGCUGAGUCAAAAUUACCGCAUCUCCUUGCUACUCUCAAGAUAUCCGCAUCCAGGAUUCGUUCUACCCUUGCUAUUCUUUCUUCCGCUACCGGCGCAGAACUGAAACAAAGACCAUUAAUUUCAAACGCCUGCCAAUCAUUAAAAUCCGCUUUAAACUGCGAAGUUGCACAGAUUUUCUUUGUUAACUGGCAGCGCGGUGCAUUAGAAUUCUAUGGUAGCGGUGUUGGCAAGAAGCAGAGGCUUCCUUUGGCACAAGGUGGCAUUGCAGCUUUCGUUGCACAAGACGGAAAUCUCGUGAAUAUUCCUGUCGCUUCUCAACACCCUCAUUUUUCAAAAAUCGUCGAUGACGAGUACAGAUCAAGACCAGUCAUUGCAGCACCAAUGAUCAACGAAUCCUCUGCAAAUCACGAGAUCUUCGGUGUUGCUGUUGCAAGAGGUAAAAGAGGCUCAAUGACAUUCACAGAACACGAUGCAAUUUCCUUGGAAAGUUUGUCAGCUGUCAUUGCAAGAACUCUUUCGAAUUUCCAGAGAUAUAGGUCUGAUGUAUUGAACUUGAAGAGAGUUCUUACAGCUCAAGACCACUACAUUGAGUUGCUUACAACAGCUGAGUCUCUUUCCUCUGUUAUCAACAAAGACCAACUGUUCGAAAUGAUCAUGUUGAGAUCAAGAAAACUUGUUUCCGCUGAUAGAUGUUCUUUGUUUACUACUGAUAGAAACAGAGAAUAUCUUCUUUCAAAAGUUGCAUCAGGAACAAAUAGAUCAAUUGUUCUUCCAAUCUCUCAUGGUAUUGCAGGUCAUGUCGCAACUACUGGACAGCUUCUAAACAUUCCUGAUGCUUACGAAGACCCGAGAUUUAACAAAGAUGUCGAUCUUUCAACAGGUUACAGAACAAAGUCAAUUUUGUGUGUUCCUAUUAUAGGAAGAGCCGAACAAGUCAUUGGCGUUACACAGAUGAUCAACAAGACAGGAGAAGCAACACAAUUCACUCCAGGAGAUGUUGAUUUGAUGAAGGCUUUCAACGUUUUCUGUGGAAUUGCUUUGUCUAACGCAAAUCUUUUCGAUGACACAAAUACAAUGAAAAACAGAGUCGAAGGUCUUUUGAAUCUCGCCAUGUCAAUGAGCCGUGAAAAAUACCUUCCUCUUAUUCUUGAGCACAUCUCUGAAUCAGCAAUUGAACUGAUCAAUGCAGAGAGAUGCACUGUUUUCUUGAUGGAUGAUGACAAAGAAGGAAUCAUUCAUCAGACGAAUGAAAAAACUAAUGCACAAAUUGCCUUCAUCAAAGAAGUUUGCAAGAACAAAUCUUUGUUGAAUAUCUCUGAUGUCACGAAAGAUUCUAGAUACGAUCCAACUGAAGAUCAAAGGACUUCUUUCGUAUCAAAGUCUUUCUUGGUUGCUCCUAUCAUGGAUGAAGAAAAGAACAUAUUGGGAGUCAUCCAAAUUGUCAAUAAAAUACCUGGUUACGAUGGCCUUGUUUUCACAAAAGAUGAUGAAAGAUUGGUCGGAGCAAUGACUUCUUUCGCGGGAUAUUCCAUCUCCAAGGUCAAGAACAAAGACAAGAAUAUUACUACUGAUGCUGUCUUUGAUUUAUUCAGUAGUUCCGCUGAACAAAUCGGUGUUGUUUUGCAACAAAUGAGAUUAUCACAAGAAGAAGAAACAACACUGACAAAUCCACAAGCUUACAUGAGAGGUCUUCAAAUGAAUCUCAAAUUGAGGUUCAUGAUUUUCUGUUUCACAUCGUUCAAUCUGUUGGAUCAGUUGAAUAUCCAGUUCAUCACUUUCUUCCAGUUCUUGAUGCUCUUCCAGACAAUGGGAAAGGAUUUGCCGUAUCAUAAUUCCGACCAAUCAUUGGAUACUUUACAAUAUGUCUACGUAAUUUUGAAACAAACAGAAGUUUCAAAACAAUUAGAUACAAUUGAAUUGUUCGCUCUUUUGAUGGCAUCUCUUCUCCAUAAUACAAAUCAUAAAGGAGAACACGGUGGCUUACUUAUCCGCACAAAAUUACCUCUUGAAAUAUUGUUCAAGAACCAGCCACCUGCAGAAACAGCUCAAGCAGAUGCGGCCAUCCAAUUAUUGACAAAUAAAAGUGUCGCGAUUUUGGAUGCAAUUCCUGAUGAUGUAAGAGCCAAAUUCUGGAACAUCUUUACACAACUGAUUCUCUCAAGUGGUAUCUACAAAGAGAGCGACUUCAUUCAGUUGUGGAAGAGUGGUGAUCACUCGAAAUUGAACCAAAUGAGAUUAAUUCUCAAAAUUGCAAACAGCGGAAAUGUUUGCAGGCCAUACGAUAUAGCAAUGAAACAUGGUGAGUUAAAGAAACAGGAGCUACAACAAAUAUUACAAGAAGAGAAAGUUGUUUACGGAAUUACUCCUGAUAAGGCUUUCCAGGAAUUGGUAGCAAAGACUGUUGAAGAGUCACGGUUAUCUCUAGCAAGAGACGUAAUGCUGCCUCUCAUGGAGAUUGCUGUUGCUAAAUGGAAGAAUUUGGAGCCAAUUCAGAAAUCUUUGUUCUCAAAUAUUAAGAAAUGGCAGCAAUUUGUUGAAUCUCAGCAAAAUAAUUAA